CAUGCUUUAUCCUAGCUCAGAAAGCGCCGUUGAGUUACGAUCUUAUAACAGUACAACAUAACAGCCAUGAACAAGCCUCGCGCUAGCGAAUCCGACGCGAAAGCGAGUUGACAUUUCAGUGAAAUAUUUGCGGUCAAAGAUGUGAUUACUAGCGAGCUGAUAGGGAACUUGCCUGGAGGCUGACAGCUUGAUAGUCAUUUGGUUAUUGACCGCGAGGAGCGUCUGAAUAAAACCAACAACAACUGUCCAAAGACUCUCGCGCCGCAUUAGUCAUCGUGUUUGAGACACACACACACACACACACACACACACACAUAAUGUCAUCCACACAAACCGACAGAUCAUUACGCAUAUUUAUGAACGCGGUCUGCUGGUCAUCCUUUAAAAGCGUCGGGUCCCGCGCACCGUGCCAACCCAUUCACGGUGAUACCGCUAUGAAAGAACCGAGCAUUACUAUGCCCAGUGUGUAUGCGAGCAUGUGUGUGUGCCUACUCUGGACGUGUCACGUCUCAGCCUUUGCAGAGCAGGUUGCAGUAGCCGCUCUGUCACACAGGCGGCCGCGGAGGGACCUCCCGGACAUGGUAACGGUCAUGUCGAAGCUGCGCGAGGUAGCGCAGGUGGAGAGGUCCCGUCAGAGAGUCCGUUAUCACCGAAAAGCUCCUCAGUUCAUGUUGGACCUGUUUGACGCGCUGACCGACUCCAACAGCACUUCGCGCUACGCGCCGCUGUUGGAGGGGAACGCGGUGCGGAGUUUCCCGGAUAAAGGGAACUCCACGACAGGGCAACCGGAUGAAGCGUUUCAUUACUUUCAAGUGAAGUCGUUGGGUGCGGAUGAGAAAGUUAUACGAGCAGAAUUUCGAUGGUACCGGAGAAACCAGUCGUCCCUGCUGGACACUUCGUACAGACAUCACCUCUACAAGGUGGACCUGUACGAGGUGCUGGACAGCAGAGUGCACCCGUGGAGAGGGAACCUCAUCACAUCGCGCCUCCUGCCCGCGUACACACAAGGCUGGGAAGUCUUCAACGUCACACAGACGGUGUCUAAGUGGGUCCAGAACAGCGCCACCAACAACGGGCUACUCCUGGUCAAGAGCCUGGCGUCGGGCCGCUGGGUGGAGUCCUCACCAGCAGCACGCGGGCCUGGCGGAGCAGACGUGUCAGCCUACCUGGUGGUGUUCUCUGAUGACGGGAUAAGAGCCUCAAUUUCUGACAGUUCGUCUCAUGCCCACAUGCUUGGUGGUGCUGAAGUGAGAUCUCCGCAGAAUGUCUCGCAGCAGCAGGAGAGGAGACGGAGGAGCGUGCGGAGGAGCGCGCGCGGAGUCCAGUUGGCCGCGUGUCACAGGAGACCCCUCUACGUGGACUUCCAGAGGAUCGGCUGGUCGUCGUGGAUCAUAUCGCCACGGGGAUACAACGCCUACCACUGCCAGGGCUCGUGUCCGUUCCCACUCAGCGAAAGUCUGCGCGCCUCCAACCACGCGGCGGUGCUGUCCAUCGUGCAUGCGCUGCACCUGUCCGGCGAUGCGGACGGCCCCUGCUGCGUGCCGGACAGCCUGAGCUCCAUCAGCCUGCUCUACUUCGACGACGAGGAGAACGUGGUGCUGAAACAGUACCAGGACAUGAUCGCAGCCAGCUGUGGCUGCCAUUAGUCUCCUACGAAAUCACCCCCCACACACACACACACCCACACACACACA
Molecule: messenger RNA, 1694 nt
Organism: Alosa sapidissima (American shad)
Lineage: Eukaryota; Metazoa; Chordata; Actinopteri; Clupeiformes; Clupeidae
Product: bone morphogenetic protein 2-like
Exons: 5
Coding region: 318-1646 (442 amino acids)
Biological process (GO): SMAD protein signal transduction
Cellular component (GO): extracellular region
Molecular function (GO): growth factor activity; cytokine activity
Source: RefSeq, a predicted model, not a curated record